GCGAAGACAUCGGGGUCUCAGUCCCUUCCCUUUAAAUCGGGCUCUUGCCUGUGCAAAGUUUACACUUUCCAUGCCUCCAUCACGUGCAGCUACGCUAGGGCGACCAACGUCGUUAGCAUGUCUAGGUUGCCGGGAAUCGCACCUCAAGUGUGAUGGCGGCAGGCCUGCUUGCGCGCGUUGCGCAUCACGUGGUGCUCCCUGCGCCUAUACACCUUCCCGACGUGGUCGAAGACCUGGAUGUGAGAAGCCUCUGCUCAACGCCGAGCCCACUAACACUAGAACGUCGCCAUACUACGUCCCCGACUUAUCCAGGUGGACGCCAACCAGUAUAUCGAGCCCUGGAGAAUCUCUUGAAGCCGUCCAUGCACUCCACGAGCAAAUACCAGACACUCAGACAACGCUGCCAGUAUCGCUCGAUGGUGUUCUACCACAAGAACGCGAGCAGCUUCUGCAGUGGUCCGAUAACGAGCACUUGGUCAACUUGUACUACCUUAAUUUCCACGCCGGCCAUCCGCUUCUCGUACCGAAGAAUCUUUACUGGAAUCGCGGCUACCCACGGUUCUUAAAGGCCAUGGUCGAAUUUGUAGGGAGUCACUUCUCGUCUGUCAUCGAGAGCGACACAUUAAGAGAAGCUGUGGCAAGUGAGCUCGAGCGAGGAGACCAGAGCACCCCAGAGAUGGUUCAAGCGUUAGUCCUGUACACCAUUACGCUUCUUGGUCGGAACGAGAUUGAUGAGGGCCAAAAGAUGCUCGAACUGGCCAUCACAAAGGCCGUGGAAAUGGGCAUGCAUCGACGGGAAUAUGCUGGCUUGCAUGCGGACAACAACCAAGUAGAAGAGGAGAGCCUACGGAGAACUUGGUACGAGUUAUACAUAUCCGAUGGAUGCAAUGCUGCGUUUCAGCGCAAGUCUUCCUUCAAGACACAUACUAUCAACGCAGACGUCCUGUUGCCUUGCGAGGAAGCUGUCUACGGCAACGAAGUCCAGCCCAUCCCAGCAUCCAAGAGGGAUUUUCAAGCUAGCGUAUUCGCGGACGGCGAAGUCACGUUCUCAUCGUUCAGCUACCGAAUCGAGGCCGUCCGUCUACUGGGUCGAGUGCUGACCAUCACAAGAGCGCACGGCGUGCAGAGGGACCAGGUUCAGGCGGUGGACAAUGCCCUUGCUGCAUUUUUACUUCAUUUGCCAUUCUCAAAAUCAGAGCCAGAAAUCGUCGACACCUACGGCGAGCUGGACGAACUCAUGUUCCAGGCGCAUGUGGUGAUCCAGUAUGCCACCAUUAUCCUACACUUUCCCAGGGGCGACCUGGCAUUUCCCGAUACUUCAACCACGACGAUACCCGGAGCCAGCAGCGCGUUUUUGUGUUCCUGCACGCGACAACAUGUACAUUCCAUCAAAGCGGUCGAUGCGUCAAAAAUCCUCUCGAUGCUCGCUGCCUUCCGGCUUCCAGUCCAAAGACACAGCCCCUUCUUGAUCUAUCCGUUAGCUCUCGCUGCCAUUGUCCAGCUUUCGAUUAGCGCGGCUCAUGUCAGAAGUUCCAGGCAGUGCAUAGAACAGCACAGCGAUCGCGUCAAGUUGAUCCUAGGGGUUCUGAGGUCGUUUAGUCGGCACUGGCCUAUUGCUGGGGUGGUGCUUCGCGCGCUGAACAAAAUGGCUCUGGUAGUGUUUCAGCCGCCUCGUAACGGACGCUCCAGCCCCACAGAGCUAGACACUCUUAUAGGCAAUGGCAUUGACUCUGGUCAGAAUGCUACGGUAGCGCCAGGUAGUCCGUGGAUGGAAAGCUUUGAUGUUCAGGACUUGCAGGAGCUUUUUGGACUGGAUUUUGGUAACUUUUGCCUCGAAUGUUGAUACCCCUUCCUAUCCUACGAUAUUUGUCUGUACUGCAAAAUAUACACGUCAGUCCCUGCUACCACUU
Paraphaeosphaeria sporulosa is the source of this 1910-nucleotide messenger RNA. RefSeq lists its product as uncharacterized. Gene Ontology annotation, biological process: regulation of DNA-templated transcription; DNA-templated transcription. The record is from RefSeq and is a predicted model, not a curated record. Gene Ontology annotation, molecular function: zinc ion binding; DNA-binding transcription factor activity, RNA polymerase II-specific; DNA binding. Lineage: Eukaryota; Fungi; Ascomycota; Dothideomycetes; Pleosporales; Didymosphaeriaceae. The transcript has a single exon. The coding region runs from base 71 to 1843 and encodes 590 amino acids.